Messenger RNA from Closterium sp. NIES-65, 768 nucleotides. The record is from the annotation of a GenBank genome assembly. Lineage: Eukaryota; Viridiplantae; Streptophyta; Zygnematophyceae; Desmidiales; Closteriaceae.
AUGGGCGUUCGCCACUGCGUCAGCCACCGCGGCAGCCAUCACCUCGCCGUCGCUCCCCAGAGGGUCGCGAAGAUCGCCGCCAUGGGGCUGGUGAUCAGCUGUCUCCAGCGGGUCCUCGCUCUCCUCCUCGCCAAUCCCCCUGAGGUCGGGGAGCCCAGCGCUCACCGCGAGCGCGAUCCCCCGAUCAGCGCUCUCCGCGGCGAUCUCCGGCGAGGUGGGGGAGGGGGAGGGGGUCGCCUGGGCGCCGUUGGGAUUCUGUGCGCCGCGAGCAGUCCCCACCGCGACCGCACUCGGCAGGGUCUAGUGGCCGUCGGGGUCGGUGGAAUGGUGCGGGCCGUGGCGCAAGCGGUCGCGGGCAAGAUGCUGCAGUCGCCAUUCUCGGUUGGCCAAGCCCCGGGCCGGGUGACGGCGUUUCCACGCGCAGCUCCGAUUGUACCUCUCCCCACUCGUGCGGGGAGAGACCCCAUGCUGACCAUGUGCCGGAUGCUGAAUCUUGCAGAGGCAUGCGAGGUGGUGGCGAGCCUGCAGAUGGCGAUCCUUCGUUUGUUGUCUUGCCACCAGGAGCGCUCAGCCGAAGGCGGAGAGGCUAGCGCGCUGUGGGAUGUAUUUCAUCUGCCGCUUGAGCCGGAGGACCCUUUGCUGGACGACGGUCCAGGCGCUGCGGCUUUCCGCAUGGUAGCCACGGUUGUUGAGGAGUCCCCGCUGGGUAUCGUCCCUGCCCUCGCGUGUGUGCUCCGGUGGCUCGGGCGGCAGGUGGAGCGGAUGUAG